Amyelois transitella is the source of this 4168-nucleotide messenger RNA. RefSeq lists its product as uncharacterized. The transcript has 28 exons. Lineage: Eukaryota; Metazoa; Arthropoda; Insecta; Lepidoptera; Pyralidae. The coding region runs from base 91 to 3690 and encodes 1199 amino acids. The record is from RefSeq and is a predicted model, not a curated record. Gene Ontology annotation, molecular function: protein binding.
UCCACGUUUUGGACAAUACUAGCUUAUCUUGAAACAUUAGUUUUUACAGUAUGGAACCAGUACCUGCAAUAUUCGUUCGGCGAAUUUGAAAUGCGAAAAAGUGUAAGUUCCGAAAACGUUAAUGAUACAGAUAUUAUUGUAUCAAAUGCAAGAAAUCACUGCAAACGGAACGCACCGGAUACCAGUAUCAUUCUCCCUAAGAGAAGAUACGGGCAUCUAGGACGCAUAUUUGAACGCUACUGUAUAACCAUUAAGCCUAAACUGUACAGAAGUAGUUCUUUGUCAGAUCUUGCCACUAUAUCAAGCGAUUUCACUCUAGAUUUUUUCAAACAUACCAAGAAGUUAGUAUCUAAAAGAUACAGAAGAGAAUCUAUAUGCGGUAGUUUUGGCGAUACGGAAUAUAUUACCAACAUUUCAAAUUCACUAUUCAUGUCGAAUAAAUUUAAAGGAAAAACACAGAAGAGGAAAGAAGAGAUGUCGCCUGAGUCGUACGCGUCUAAAUUCGCAACAGAAUAUAUUCACAAUGACCAAUCCGAACGAGACACUACUACCGAUGUUAAUUUCUCAUCUGGUGCUGACAAUUCCAGUUCGCAGUGCAGUGUCGACCAACUAAGUCAAAAAGCUACCUUUCCAUUCAAAUCUACACCAAGUGGAAAUCUAAAAGUUCAGUCAAAUCAGGUCGUGUUUCAAUCUUCUACUGUGGGGGUGUUAUUGGCAGAUCCAACUCAAGCAAAAGUUAAAGUUAAAAUUGAAGGGAAAGCAACGGACGAAGCAGAUGAUAUUCAACAGACUGAAACCGAGAUUGAAACUGAUGAACCUCAAUUACAAUAUGGUGGUAGAGAUACAUAUCCAACAAAAACAUUUGAAAGAAAUGCAAAAGUCAAAUCUCCUGAUAAAGAAAUUAAAGCAGAGAAAUCAAAAUGUUUGAAUAGUCUUGGAUAUGGUAAUGCAGAACCCAUAGAUUGGACCAGAGUGCAGUUACCAAAGAAACAAGACUUAUUUCAGGAAUUCUAUCGAAGGAUACAUGCUUCAAUAAACACUGAUACCAUUGUUCACAUAGGCGAAGAUGAAUUCCACUGUCAUAGAAUUGUACUUCAGAUAUACUCCAAUUAUUUCGAAAGGAACACUCAAAGAGAAAUUGAUUUACCCAUUGCACACAUUUCUUCAGAGGCAUUCCAAACUAUAUAUGAGUGGAUGAUCUUCAGUGGUCCGGAGAGCAAUAAAAUAUUAAAAAGAAGGAAUGUUCUCGAUGUAUUUUGUGCCGCCCAAUAUCUAUCUAUUAAAGAUCUAGAAGAACAAUGCUGGACUUUUAUCGUAAGUGAAGAUUUAUUUAUAGAAGAUACUGCAUUUAUGCUAUACAGAGAGGCCAGGUUGAAAGGCAUGACCCCAGUGACUGAGUUAAUGAUUCCACGAGUAAAGAGAUUCUUUUUGCCAUUGGUGGCAUCAAGAGAUUUCGUUGAACUGGAACUAGAAGAAAUCAUGCCUUUUUUUAAAUCAAAUUAUAUAUGUGUUACAAGCGAAAUAGAAGUCCUAAUGGCCGGAGUGCGAUGGUUGUACGCGGACUGGUCAUCCCGACGGCGGCAUACCGUGGAUGUGAUGAGAUGUGUACGUUUCGGUCUCAUCUCCCCCUGGCAACUGGUGGACAUCAAGAGGAACCCUGACAACGAGGAGAUCCUCGAAAUUGUAAAUGAGCCUGAGGUGCAACAAAUGGUGGAUGAUGGACUCGCCUAUGUCAUCAUAAAGUAUUGGUAUGGGAAUAAUUCCAAAAAUUACUAUCAUUGGAUCGACGUUCUCGGUCUCACAGAACCUGCUGAAAGAAACUGGAUCGGGGAAGAAAAGAAUCACGUCACAUAUAAAGACUUUUUGAAAUACUUGGAGCAAUUCAUGAUCCCUAAGGACCAGUUGUACCAGCAAAUGACGGUGAUGCAGCCACCGCGGAGAAGCGAUGACAUACCUGGGAGCCCACGCGGGCUAGAUAUGGAGAAGUUAGAAAUGCGCAGGCGCAAUAUGGAAUUUCCUCUAUCAACGCUGAAGUCCUUAGGAGCUGAUAGGGAAAAAUUUCCGACGAUGAGUGACUUUUUCGAUCACCGCAGAAAGGAUAGCGUGAUGUCACCUCGAUCGCCAUCGCAGGAAGUAGAAGUUCCGCCUAUACCUAAUAUGGCAGACCGAAAGAAAAGCCCUGAUAGGGAUAGGCAGAUGAAGCACAUUGAGGAGCAACGGAAGCUACAACAACAACAACAAAAACAGAUUCAAGAGAUUCAUAUGUUGCACACUGCUCGUGACAGAACUCCUUCCAAAAGAACAGACCACGUGCUAGAUUUUCCGGAAAAAGACUCAACAGAAACACACACGAGCCCGAGUGAAACCAGUGCGGAGAGCGCUGACACCAGCAUCACGGACAAAAAUCGAUAUGCAUUUAACGCCGAGAAGAGGCACAGCUUAGCAGCAACAUAUCUUGCUACUGCAACCGCCGCUUUGGCUGGAUCUAGAAAGUUGUCACAUGUACCGUCUCCUUCACAACUCAGGCCGCCGACAGGCGGAAACGUCAGUCGUACAGAUCCUGUAUCCAGAUCUCCACCACCUGUAUCUCAAAACAAUAUCCGAAGUCCACAGAUAUCUCUCUUUGACCAGUCCAAAGAGUCUCUAGCUAGGCAGAACAUGAAUAAAUUGUCCACCUCAAUCCUUGGACCCACCAACAAAAACUACAUGAACGAUGGCUCCCUUUUUAAUUGGGACCGAGAAACGGUGCUGGUUUUUGGCGGUAUCGAUCCACAUAAGACUUAUGGAAUGGGAAAUAAUACUGGAAAAAAUAUUUAUAGAUUUGAUCCUGUGACCAACGUGUGGGAUUUCGUAGGGGACCUGCCGGAGCCAAGACACCAUCAUUCCGUCGCUUUCUUACGGGGGCGAGUUUACCUUGUGGGAGGCGCAGAUCCUCGUGACGACGACGUCCGAGGCAAGUCCGUGGUGGUUUCGACGGUAUGGAGUUUCGAGCCUGUUGCUAAGUCGUGGUACAGCGAGUCUGGCCUCUCCAUUCCUAGGAAGAACUUUGGUCUUGUGGUCCACCGGAUGGCAUUGUAUGCUAUUGGUGGACAGGAUAAGAAAGGAAGAGUUCUAAGAUCAGUGGAGAAGUUUGAUCCCAAAACGGGUUUCUGGACCGAAGUCCGUUCGAUGAGCGUCGCCCGCAUGGCGGUGGCUGCCGUCAAGUACCGCGAGUACAUCUGGGUGGCGGGCGGCAUGACCGGGGAGAAGAGGAAGCCAGUUUGCAAGAUCGUUGAAUGCUACAACUCUAAGACUAACGAAUGGACAGAAAUACACAGUCUCCGGUUUCCAAGGUGUCUCGCCACAUUGUUCGUGAUGAAUGAUAAGUUGUACAUCAUCGGUGGCGCUGGAAAAAAAUCUGAUAAGGAUAAAACUGCAAGUAGUGUUGGAGCCAUCGACUCGUGGGACUGGGAUGCGCGGGAGUGGAAGCCUGAGACGGAGAUGUCCAUACCCAGGCACGGGCACGCGCUCGCAUAUCUGGGCACGCAGCUCAUCAUCAUAGGUGGAAUGACAACAGUCUACAUGCGAGCGUUAAGCAACGUAGAAUCGUAUUGCUGCGAACGAGGCGCGUGGAUUCGAGGCGUGGCGACCCUGCCAUCCCCGCUGUCGGGCCACGGAGCUGUCACGCUGCCCCCGGCUUCUUUCAUGUAGAAAGGCCUUUAUAUUUCUCGACCUUGUUUAUGUUAAAAGCGCUUUGUACAUAUAACAUAAAUACAUUUUGUAUCUACUAAAUUCAUUUUACCAUGAAGUCCACUGCCGAUAAAAAGCUAGUCCAGAUUUUCUUCUACCCAUAAUUGCGUAGAACAGUUACUCCACUAAGCAUAAUUAUUAUUCGUACUUAUGUUAUAAUUAAGUCGACAUAUUAGUAUGUUGAUAAUCCAUACUGUGAUUUAUAAGCCAAAAUAACGAAUAAAUUAUUGAGCCUAAUUAUAGAAAAUCAUUUGGAUAUGUCUCUGAUAAGGAAAAAAUUAAAGGCAAAUAAAUUUUGGAGUCGGGUGUUUGUUUUUGUGCAAUGUACUGAGUACUAAGUCUGUGAUGUCUAUUUCGAGGAAACUAAAUCUUCACAUAUUUGUUUGUUUGUUGUGUAAUUAAUAUCUUGGUAAUUUAUUUAGAUUAAAUGUAUCGUGAA